AUGCUGUUACGACGAUUGAGCUGUUCAUUUCGAACUGCAAAUAUCCAACGAUACUAUGCCGCUGUAGCUUUUGCCGGCAAAGGUAGACCAUGUUUAGGCAUACGUCGAGAAACCAUUAAUGCGUGGGAACGAAGAGCACCAAUUGCACCGAAACAUGUGCAGAAAUUAACUCAGCAAGGUAUAAAGGUGCUUAUUCAACCAUCAAAUCGACGAGCAUAUACAGCAACAGACUAUAUUGCAGCUGGUGCAGAAGUUCGAGAAGAUCUUUCAGAGGCUCAACUUAUUAUUUCUGUUAAACAGGUUCCUCUUGAUCUUUUAAUCCCGGACAAAACUUAUGCAUUUUUUUCACACACAAUUAAAGCUCAACCAGAUAAUAUGGAAAUGUUGGAUACAAUUUUACAUCGGAGAAUUCGUCUUAUUGAUUAUGAAAAAAUUGUUGGUGAUAAAGGUCAAAGAUUGGUAAUGUUUGGUAAAUGGGCUGGAUAUGCAGGUACUAUUGACAUUUUACACGGUCUUGGUUUACGAUUAUUAGCCCUUGGACAUCAUACACCCUUUUUGCACAUUGGUUUAGCACAUAAUUAUCGCGAUAGUCAUAUGGCAAUAAAUGCGUUACGUGAUGUUGGAUAUGAAAUCGCACUCGGAAAUUUACCACCAUCAUUAGGACCAUUGAUAUUUGUGUUCACCGGAAAUGGCAAUGUAUCACAGGGUGCUCAAGAAUUAUUCCGUAAUUUUCCGCAUGAAUUUGUUCAUCAGUCAACCUUACCUCAGAUUGCUGAAAAAGGAAGCAUGAACAAACUUUAUGGUUGUGUGGUUGAUAUGCAGGACCAUCUGGUAGCGCCGUAUGCAUCGGUAAUCAUUAACUGUAUUUAUUGGGACGUAAACAGUCCAAGACUAAUAACGAUUCCUGAUGCUAUUAACCUUUUGACACCAAAGUAUAAUCGCCACGACAUACCGGGUUGUCCAUCAUUACCACACAGGCUUAUAGCCAUUUCGGAUAUUUCAGCUGAUCCAUGCGGUUCCAUUGAGUUCAUGAGGGAAUGUACAACAAUCGACAAACCGUUUACCAUCUAUGAUGCUGAUAUGAACCAGUGUUCAGAUAGCUUUAAUACAUCAUCUGGAUGUCUGGUAUGCAGUGUCGACAAUAUGCCAGCUCAGAUGCCGUUAGAAGCAACAGAACAAUUCGGAAAUCUUCUGUGCCCAUAUAUUCCCGACAUGCUAAACUGUGCUACCGAGAUACCGCUGGAUAGAAUUCAAUGUCGAGACGAGAUUAAACGUGCGAUCAUCACCGAUCGGGGGAGUUUGACACCCGAUUAUCAAUAUAUUGAUGAAUUACGUAAAGAAAAAAACAAGCCAAAAACAAGUGGAAUAACAGGAGAACAUAAAAAACGGGUACUACUUCUGGGAGCCGGGAUGGUUUCCGAUCCGGUGGCAAAAUAUUUUGCAUCAAAGGAAGACGUGUUACUUACUGUUUCGACUGAAUUCAAAAAAGACGGUGACAGGUUGUGUUCCUACGGUAAUAAUAUAUCUGCAACGAUACUGGAUGUUAUGCGUGAACCUGAACAACUGGAAAAAUGCAUACGAGAAAAUGAUAUUACGAUUUCUUUAUUACCUUACGUACUUCAUCCAAUGAUUGCCAAAAUGUGCAUCAAAAAUCGAAGAAAUAUGGCCACGAGUAGUUACAUCAGUCCGGAACUGCAAGCUUUGGACGAAGAGGCUAAGGAAGCUGAAGUUACAAUUAUGAACGAAUCCGGUCUAGAUCCGGGUAUAGAUCAUAUGCUUGCUAUGGAGUGCUUUGAUCAAGUUCGUGAACAUGGCGGAAAGAUCACGUCGUUCACAAGCUUCUGUGGUGGUAUGCCGGCUCCAGAAUGCUCAGAUAAUCCUUUGAGAUAUAAAUUUAGUUGGAGUCCUAAAGGUGUUCUGCUGGCAACUAAAAAUCCGGCUCGGUAUUUGAUGGAUGGAAAAGUUGUCGAAAUUGAAGGUGACGGAGGAGUGCUAAAUAACUUAUAUCCUAUAGACUAUAUGCCUGGUUUUAGCUUGAUUGGCUAUCCAAAUCGUGACUCAACUAAAUAUUCGGAAAUCUAUGGUCUUGGUCCUGAAUGUAAAACCUUGUUGCGCGCUUUCAACGCAUUACGAAAAUGUAAUCUAAUAAGUGAUCAACGUCUUGAGGUGUUCAAUCCCGCCAGAGGUCCCGAUGUUUCUUGGAAGGAAGCCAUAGCAACUUUGGUCAACCAACCAAAGGACAUCUUUGUUGAUCAGCUGAAAAAGGUUUUGCGUGACAAAUAUGAAAAUGAAAUCCCAAAUUUUGUCGAAACACUGGAAGACCUAAAACUUCUAUCAGAAACUGUAAUGGUUGAAAAACAUGGAACACCAAUUGAUACGCUAGCAGCACAUCUGACCAAAGAACUUGCGUACAAGUCUGGUGAAAAAGACUUGGUCAUCCUGAACCAUGACAUUGGUGUCCAAACGCAGGGAGGAUCUCGAGAAUGCCAUCGAAUCAGUUUGGUAGCAUACGGUGAUCCUGAUGGAUUCUCAGCAAUGGCCAAAACUGUUGGAUACACAGUUGCCAUUGUAUCCAAUAUGAUAAUCAGCGGUGAAGUACAAAGAAAAGGUAUGUUAAGACCAAUCACCAGAGAAGUGUAUAGACCAACGCUUCGUCGACUUAAAGAACUUGGCAUUCAUACGAGCUAUACAAUAUCGCCAAAAACAAAAUAA
This is a messenger RNA of Enterobius vermicularis (human pinworm), 2712 nucleotides long. Lineage: Eukaryota; Metazoa; Nematoda; Chromadorea; Rhabditida; Oxyuridae. The record is from the annotation of a GenBank genome assembly.